CCUGUAAACUCCGCAAGUUUUGGGUUUGAUUGUCAGAAGUUUAUGUAGACGUGGCUGUCAGUUACUAUUUUACAAAAUUGUUGAGUGACAAUUCGAAGAGUCUAAGCUAUGCAACUUAAGAAAAGAAAACGAGAAAGAAAGGAGCUGUUGUGAGGGCUCGUUCAGUGUCAGGCGGCGACGAUGGCUAGCCAAUCCCUGUCAGAAAGACAGGAGGAUGAAAUCCAAGCACUCUUGUCGAUUUUCAUGGAUGAUGCCAGUGAUCUAAGAGAACAGGAUGCGUGGAAGGUCCAACGUCCACCAGAAAUCAAACUUACAUUGCGACCCCAGGAAAGCAUGGGGGGCAUUGACAGACCAGCAUAUGCACAGGUGGACCUCAUCGUCAAGUGUUCCUGCAGCUACCCAGAUGUCCCGCCUGACGUUCAGCUGGAAAAUCCAAAAGGCUUAUCCAACAAUCAGCUGUCAAGUCUUAGAGAAGAACUAAAAUCUCUUUCUGCUAAACUAGUUGGAGAGGUGAUGAUUCAUGAACUAGCUCAGCAUGUACAAUUGUUCCUUCACGUAAACAACAAUCCCCCAACACAAUCAUUCUAUGAUGAGAUGAUGGAAAACAAACGUAGACAAGAAGCAUUAGUUGCUCAAGAACAACUGAAAAUGAUGGAACAGCAGAGGAGAAAAGAAGAAAAGGAGCGACAAAAUAUUGAAGAUGAAGUUAUGCGAAAACAAGCUGCGCUCAGGGUUGAGGUCAAGAAAAGAAGAGAUGAAACUGAAAAGGACAACAACAAGAACAACAACAGCAUGUCUGAGCCAUCCACCCCAUCUUCCGAAACAUGCUUCUUCUCCCCCAUCCAGCCAUUGCCUCAGGGGACAGGGAGGGACAUGCGGCGCUCAUCAGAAUCACCCGUCUCCUCGAGGGAACGACAACAACAGAUAAAUGGGAACAUUAGGAGACAAAGGAGAACAAGCACACCGAAAAGAACAUCAGAAGAAGGAGACAAUCGACAUAAAACUCCCCCUGGUGGUGUCAUGGUGUUGGCAUUUAACACAAAAGGGGAGAGAACUGUUCAGAGAGGAAUGUGUCUUGAUCACAACCCAAAUGGCAGUACCCUGUAUGCGGGAAUGGAUACCAGCACUGGAACUUUGGUAUCGAUAUGUGAAUGGGUGCUGAAAUGGAGGCAUUUUGCUAACAAGACAAGUCAUAUUGAUAUUGAAGAGGACAAGGAUGCCACUUCUUACAUGAAACAAAUUCACAGCAUCGAACAGGAACUCAUGUCUCUCAUCCGCCUGCAUCACCCCAAUCUUGUCAACUACCUAGCCAUGCGUUACCAGCACGACCCUGGGAAAAUAACUGUACAUAUCCUCAAUGAGCUGGCUGGGGGCUACAGCCUGGAGAACUACCUGAAGAAGAACCAGGCUGUGCCCAUGGAGCUACUGCGUUCCUACACAGAUGAGCUGCUGCUGGCUGUCGAAUAUCUCCACAACAAGGCAGUUGUACAUAAAGAACUUAGGGCUUCCAGUGUGUUUGUAGAUUUCUCAGGCAAGAUAAGACUGGCAGAUUUCAGCAUCAACAAAAGACUGUCUGACCUUUAUGAGACAGUCGAGAAGGCACGACCAGGUGUACACUUUCAGGAUAUACGUCCAUCUGUCAUUGGCAAGGGAGGCAAGAAGGCAGACAUCUUCCAACUGGGCCUGAUGGUGCUGUCCCUGGCUGAAGGGCAGCGUGUUGAGGAUAUACAGCCAGUCAUUCCAACAACCCUUCCUGCUCAGCUGCAUGACUUUCUCACCAAAUGCCUCAUGCAGGAUGAACGUCAUCGCUGGUCAGCUAGUCAACUUCUGGACCAUAACUUCCUCAAAGAACCAUUGCCAGGGACCAUUCCUAUCAGACCAGCUGACCAGGAACGUUUACAAAAAGAUACCAAAGAACAGAACAAGAAUGAGGAUGAGGAAGACAAUGGUUGUCUCCCCUAUGUGCAUGUGACGGCCCUUGAGGCUACAGGACAGUCACGCCUCACUGGGGAGUUUGAAAUACUCAAGUCACUAGGCAAGGGAGGCUUUGGGGAUGUGAUCAAAGUGAAGAACAAGCUCGAUGGACGGAUGUAUGCCAUCAAAAGAAUACCCCUCAACCCCAAGAGUAAACAGUUCAACAAGAAGAUCACGCGGGAAGUAAAGCUGUUGUCAAGACUCAACCAUGAGAAUGUUGUCAGGUAUUACAACUCUUGGAUAGAAGUAAGUGAGGAGCCUGCUCAGAGUGACACAAGCUCCAGCUACACAUCGAAGACAACCGAAUCAAGCCAGAAGAAAUCAGCUUCUUCAUCCAACUAUGAACAAAACAGUUUUGGCGUAACAGAUGACAUUGAGCGAGAGGCACCUAAUGCCAUUGAUGGGUCAAUGGAAUGGAGCGUCAGUUUAGCAUUUGACACAGCAUGUCAGAAGUGUCUUGCCUCUGAUUCUGAUGAUGAUGAUGAAGAUGAACAAGAUGUAUUUGGGAAGUCUUUCUUGCCAGUGUUGGAUAACUCUGACAGUAUCGUUUUUGAGACAGAUGGCUCUAGUGAACAAGCUGCCACAGAAUCAGAACUGAGUGUGAAGAAUGUCCAGAAGCAGGAGACAGCCAGUACCAACACACAGGAGUCCUUCAUAGAGAUUGUGCCCAAACUGCAGUACCUUUAUAUACAGAUGGAGUACUGUGAGAAGAGCACCCUAAGGAACUGUAUAGAUGCCGGACUGUACCAAGAUGUUACCAGGGUCUGGAGGCUCUUCAGGGAGAUCGUUGAAGGACUCAUUCACAUUCACGAACAGGGUAUGAUACAUCGAGACCUGAAACCAGUUAACAUCUUCUUGGACUCCAACGAUCAUGUGAAGAUUGGUGAUUUUGGUUUGGCAACCACUGACAUCAUUGCUAAGAGUGGUUUGUUGGAUGCUAGUUUCCCUCAGAUGACAUACUCUGACAUCAAUCUCCUCAGCACGUCUCGGUCUGGGAGUCUUGGUGAUGGCAAUAUGACGGGGCAGGUGGGGACGGCUCUGUAUGUCAGUCCUGAAGUUAUGACUGGAGGCAACAAGCUGCACUAUGAUCAGAAAGUAGACAUCUACAGCUUGGGUAUCAUAUUCUUUGAGAUGUGCUACCAGCCUCUCCCUACAGGCAUGGAGAGGGUGAAAAUCCUGGGCAAUGUGAGGGCAAAUGUUGUCUUCUUCCCCGAGGACUUCGAUGAAAUCGAGAUGGCUAACCAGGCCAGUGUGAUUCGCUGGCUGCUGAACCAUGACCCCAGCCGGCGCCCCACAUCCAAAGAGUUGCUGCAGUCAGACUACAUGCCACCUCCACAGAUGGAGGAGGCGGAGCUAAACGAGAUCUUGCGCUCCACAAUCGCCAAUCCACAGUCCAAGGCGUACCACCGGAUGAUGGAAGCUGUGUUUGGCCAGCAAGUCUCACCAGCCAGUGACCUCUCUUAUGACUUUGAGCUGGUGAAGGGCCUGUUUACCCUAAAGUCCUCCCAGCUGCAGAUGUCUGUCCACAAUUCCCUGAGGCGAGUGUUUGAGCUUCACGGUGGGACCAAAGUUGCAACACCUUUCCUCAUGCCUCAGUCCGACCUGUACAAGAACAACGACCAAUACGUGCGCCUCAUGGACCACAGUGGCGGCCUUAUUGGGUUGCCGUAUGAUCUCAGGGUUCCCUUUGCGAGAUACAUAGCAAGAAACAAUAUACUGAAUCUGAAGAGGUACAGCUUGGAGCGGGUUUUCAGGGAGAAGAAAUUCUUUGGCUUGCAUCCACGUGAAAUGACGGAGUGUGCAUUUGAUAUCAUCACUCCAACUCCAGGGAGCUUGAUCCCUGAUGCUGAAGUGCUGGUGAUAGUCCAGCACUGUAUCAAGGAGUUCCCUUCACUGCACGCACAGAACUGCUACAUCCGGAUGAACCACCACUGUCUGCUGAGGGCGGUACUGCUGCACUGUGGGAUCCCAGACGAGAAGCACAAGGCUGUUCUAUCUGUGCUUGCUGAAGUCCAGUUCAACAAGCUGGAUCGUCAGACAGCCCUUGAGAGCCUGAGUGAAGUGAGCCUGACUGAGUCGAGCCAGGCCACCCUCACCAUGCUGCUCGACCUGGAGGGGCAGUACGGCAAGGUGGCAAGCUUCCUCCGCAUCAUCACCAAGACCAAGGGGCUGGCCAGCACACUGGCUAAACAGGGACUGCAUGAGAUAGAAGCUGUGACGUCCCAUGCUACUGUCAUGGGACUUAAACUGCCGGUUGUGGUGACGGUGGGCCUGAUGUACAACCACCUGCAGUACUCUGGGAUCAUCUUCCAGGUGUUGAGAGAUGUCAAGAGGAAGAGGAAGAGUGCUGCAGAGGUUCUGGCUGCAGGCGGCAGAUACGACAAGAUGAUUCAGCAGUUUGCUUCCCCACUGCACCCAACAUCCCACAUCCCAUCUGGAGUUGGAGUCAGCAUUGCCUUUGAAAAAAUUGUAGCUGCUGUUACCGAGGAUCUGGAGCCACCAAGCCCAUAUGACGUCCUGGUGUGUACUAUCGGCUGUAAGCCCAUGCUAGAGAGACUUGGUGUAGCGAAGGAGUUAUGGCUAGGAAGACUCAAAACACAAGUCCUCUUUGAUACCAUGCAGAGCCUGGAGGAGAUCAGCGACUACUGUCGGGAACUCGGUGUCUCCCACCUGGUCAUGCUGAAGGACUCCGACACUGGAUCGGUCAAGGUACGUAGUAUCGAGAAGGAUCGAGUGACAGAGAGGAAGGUGCCCAUGUCUGAGGUUGUGGACUUCCUGCAACAGAAGCAACAGUCUGCAAAACAAGAGUCGAUGGAUAUGGUCCCAAACAGUGAAAAGAAGAGCAACACUGGCCAGUCCAGCAACUACUCCGAGAUCAAUCAGCCCAGCACCUACAGCAGCAGCAACACCAUCACCUUCAACUUCCUCUUUGUCAUGCAGGAGGGACGCCUCACCUCAAACGUCAAGAGGAAGUAUGAAUCCCAGAUGUUUAACAAACUGUCUUCAGCUUUGAACUGGCUACCAGGCAAAUCCCACGAUGUGAUCGUUGUUGAACUGAACAAGUCAGUGUUGAACAUCAUAGCAGCUUACCUUGAGCUGAAUGGCAGUGAAGCUGACUUUGAUGCAAGCAUCAGCUCUAUAAUAGAAAAACAACCCCGUCACAGGAAAUACUUGACAAACAUCAUUGAUGAAAUUCAUACAUUGAAAUUUGAGAAAAAAUACCAGUUCAUUAUACUGUAUGGGCUGAAGGACGACACGGUCAAACUUGUUUCUUGACACAAACAUUCAGAGAACAAGUGAUUCUAUGUGCAAUUAUUCUUCUAACCAAAGUUAAGGAAAUGAAAUCCUGUAAUUUCAUAGGGAACAACCUGUCAACAUAUUUCUCAUCAACAUCAUGACCUUCUUUGUAUUUUACCUGUCAAAAUCAAGAGAUAGAUCAAAUGUGGUCCCCAUUACUUUCAACUGACUGAUUUAUAUCAAAACUGUUUUGUUUUCUUGAUUUUUAUAUAUGUUGAGCAGCCCCCCAAAAAUCUGUAUGGUUUUGUUUGAAUUUUUCUACGAGGUGUAGAGACAGAGGGAAACAUGUUGGUCUUCUUUAUACAAGGCAAUAGUCCGAGGAAAUUCUACGACUCAUAAGAAUAUUUCGAGCAUCCAGUUUUGGCCCAUGUGACUCAUUCCAUGGAACUGUUGUCAUACAAGUAGUACCAGUAUUUAAUAUUGCCCCUAAACUAACAUUUUCCGUAAGAGUAAACACAGACAUGGUUGGAUAAGGACCCUUAUUCACCCAGUGAACAUGUUUAAGGUAACAUUGAAGACUGGUGUGGAAUUUUCAGAUGUGUUCAAAUGGCCAACACCUUAUCAUUUUUUGCUCACCGUAGAUGUGUUACAGGGGGAUCAGGAUUUCGUUAGGCUCUAAUGUACUAAAAAUAAUUACCUUCCCUAAUGCUUGUUAUAUUGGACAAAAAUAGCUAGGGAUAUAUGUAAAUUUUGAAAUUAUGAAUAAUGAUCUAUUUAUUCAUUUACAUACUGAUAAAAUAUCAAUCAUAAAGAUACCAAUAUCCCUAACAUAUUUUGUCCAGUAUGUUUUGGGUUGACUCGCCCCAUGCCCAUUCUUAACCUCCCCUGUGAAGACAAAAUUCUAAAGAACUGUGUAUUUUGUUUUGUGAUCCCUCUGCCCCAAUUUGAAAACCCUUGUUAAAUGGAAUCAUAGCAUGAGGUGUUUGUGAGACUUCACCUGAAUAGAGAUUACAAUGGAAGAUUACUGGCUUUGUGUUUUACAAUAUCAGUAAAUGUUAGUUUUUUUCAGAUGCUUUGGCUUCUGAUCAGGUAAUCAGGGUGGUUUCCAAACAAAAUUUUAAAAUAUUCAGCAACACCCUCAGCUCUUAAUUCUUACACUGUUCAUCUCCAAAAUGUUGAAUAUUUCAAUAAAAUAUUCACUGUUUAGUAUGACUGGGAUAGGCUUGAUGAAUUUAUGGACAUGUGGUGGGUGAAGAAAACAGUGCAUCAUGGAGCUGUGUUGAAAUAUGAACACUUCUCUUUUUAAGCCGUGUUAAGUCAUUUGUUAUUCGUUACCUAUACAUAAUAUAUUUGUUCCCAGAAAUAUAAUUGAAUGUUUCUGUUGCUCAGUUCAUUGUUGUACAUGUUGUACAGGACCAAAUGUAGUUGCCAGUUGAGAAUUUAUCAUUAUUUUAUCAUUUACAGAUUGGGGUGUAAAAUAACAAUUAUGACAUACAUUUGGAGAUACAUGUAUACUGUGUUAUAUUAUAUUUGCUUCAAUCCAUCGUGUGAAACUGCUCUGAAACAAGCAUUUAAUUUUGGGUGCCAUGCAUCCUGACAAGAGUAGCAAGUUGUUUUGCAUGAAAUUUGUAAGAUUGUAAAGAUAUCCUGUUGGUAGGUAUAGUCUAGCAGAAAACUUUUUGUGACAGUGUUUGGUCACUUUACUCAAAAACUAAAAAGUACAAUCAUUUUCUAAUUUGGCAUGAUGCAUUAUAAUUCUUCUACCAUUGUGAACUUUUAAUUUCAUGAAUUAUAAUUUAAUAAUAUUAAAGUUGUUGAACAAACUAUCAUUAUAAUUCGACUCAGUUCACUAUUCAUUAUGAGGGAGGAGUGCAGAGAGAGGAACAGCCAGGUGUGCAAUUGAUUCAUUUACCUGUGCUGAGCCUUUCUCUAACACCUGGCUGUUCCUCUCUCUGUACUCCUCCCUCGUAACAAAUAGUGAACUGUUUGCACUUGUAGUUUUUGAGUAAAGUGACCAAACACUGUCACGAAAACUUUUGCUGCCAGACUAUAGGUUAAUUUGUUAAAUGGUGCAAAAGCAAUCUUUGUAACAGAAUACUCAGGGACAGAUCCAGAGGGGGGUGCAGGGGUCACACCCCUCCUUUCCCCAAAAAAAAAUUUCCUGAGGAGCAUUUCCCCCUAAUCUUUGGACUUCAUGAUUUGUGUGCAUCCCCCUUCUCCAAAAUCCUGGACUCGCCCCUGAUACUGUAACACAGUCUGUAUAAUUGAUCUGUCAGUGUAAUUUAAAUCAGAUCGUUCAUCAAAAAUGAUACCUCUCUGCACUAAGAUCUGAGAACAACUCAUAAUAGAGUCGGAUACAUUUUCUAAUUGGUGAAAGGGCAUUUGAGUCCAACUACAUUCUAAAGCGUGUCUUAUUGACAUCUGCAUUCCGUGUCAGUUUUCUUUCCCUCAGAUCAAAAUUUUCAAAGCAUGGUUGUAAAGAUACAAAGCCAAAUCCUUUCAGAAAGUGGACAUAUAAUUGCUCUAAGACUGACUUCAAUAUUAUUGGGUGGAAGUUUGACAAAGUUCACCUGACACAACCACCAGUGGAAGUGUCUUCAGAUCUUCAUGCAGACAUAUCAUAAUGGUGUAAAAUAUCUGAUUUUCAUGACAUUGUAUAAUUGGUGGUGCUAAUACUGAAGAAAAGAGGCAUAUUUUUUUUCAAUAGCUUGGACCAUGACCAAAGCUAACAUUAAUGAAAUGUUACAUCUAUAGUAUUUCAAACAGAUUUUCAGUAGACUAGUGACGUAGAUGAUUGUUUUAGUAUUGAAUAUGGUAAAGAGUAAAGUUGAGAAUGUUUGUCAUUGUGGUUACUGAGUCCAUAUCAAUACAUACAUCUGAUUGAGGAAGUAAACACCCAACACUUCAGGCAUAUUAGUGGCCCAUUAUUCACCAUAACACAGCUGAUAACCGUCUUUAUUUGGUUUGCUGGUGUUAAAAUUAGUAAUUAAGUUUCAAGUUUAUUUUGAGACUCUAAGGCUGUACAUUAUUUCUGUGUACACCAGUGAUUUGAUCUUAAAUUGAGUACGAAACAAGAUCAGACAUUUAUCAGGACAUGUUCAAGUUUCAAUAAAGUAAAUCUUACAUAGCAAGUAUGCAUUUAAAAUGUUGGUAUUUACAAGUCUGGCACAAUAUCAAAUAUAGAAUAUCAAAAUGUGAAUAUUAAACUGUUUAGCAGCAUCAAGGAAGUGUUAAGAUGUGUUGAAUACUUAAAUAUGUUCACCAGGAGAUAACGAUACUCAUUGACUCUCAUCAUGUUGAACAAUACACGAAGAAUCAUAUCAUGCCAAAUGACAAUAAAUGUAUGAAACUGAA
Messenger RNA from Haliotis rubra (blacklip abalone), 8565 nucleotides. Its product is annotated as eIF-2-alpha kinase GCN2-like. Gene Ontology annotation, biological process: regulation of translational initiation by eIF2 alpha phosphorylation; DNA damage checkpoint signaling. Lineage: Eukaryota; Metazoa; Mollusca; Gastropoda; Lepetellida; Haliotidae. Gene Ontology annotation, molecular function: ATP binding; protein binding; eukaryotic translation initiation factor 2alpha kinase activity. The record is from RefSeq and is a predicted model, not a curated record.